AUGAGUCGGGGGACGAUGCUUCAGCCCGGAGCGUGGCCCGGGGAGAGCUGUGCCGAGAAGCCGGCGCGGGAGGCGGGGGCCGCGGCGCUGGAGGGCGAGAGAGCGGUGGCCGAGGGGCAGCCGCGAGCCGCGGUGCGGUGCCUGGCCGAGCACGAGGAGGACAUGUAUCGUGCGGCGGAUGAAAUAGAAAAGGAGAAAGAAUUACUUACACAUGAAAGAGGGUCAUCAGAACCCAGAUUAAGUGUAGCUCCUGAAAUGGAUAUCAUGGACUAUUGCAAAAAAGAAUGGAGGGGAAAUACGCAAAAAGCAACAUGUAUGAAAAAGGGCUACGAGGAGGUGUCUCAGAAAUUCACCUCCAUCAGGCGAGUCCGUGGAGAUAAUUACUGUGCGCUGAGGGCCACACUCUUCCAGGCCAUGAGCCAGCCGUCUGCGCUGCCCUCCUGGCUGCAGGACCCGGACCUCACGCUGUUACCAGAAAAACUCAUAAGCAAAUACAGCUGGAUCAAGCAGUGGAAGCUUGGACUGAAGUUUGAGGGGAAGAGCGAGGCCCUGGUUGACAAAAUUAAGGAGUCCCUCACUUUACUGAGGAAGAAGUGGACAGACUUGGCUGAACUGAGAACUGCCGAAGCGAGGCAGAUAGCUUGUGAUGAACUGUUCGCCAAUGAAGAAGAGGAGUACAGCCUCUAUGAAGCUGUAAAAUUUCUCAUGCUAAACAGAGCCAUCGAGCUAUAUGAUGAUAAAGAGAAGGGAAGGGAAGUGCCAUUCUUCUCUGUGCUUCUGUUUGCUCGGGACACGUCAGGUGACCCCGGACAGCUGCUGAGGAACCAUCUGAACCAGGUGGGGCACGCCGGUGGCCUUGAACAGGUUGAAAUGUUCCUUCUCGCCUACGCUGUGCGCCACACCAUUCAGGUGUACCGGCUUUCCAAGUACAGCACUGAAGAGUUCAUCACCGUCUAUCCCACCGACGCCCCCAGGGACUGGCCGGUGGUGACGCUGAUCGCCGAAGAUGACCGGCACUACAACAUCCCCGUCAGAGUGUGUGAGGAGACGAGUCUGUGA
Molecule: messenger RNA, 1059 nt
Organism: Lipotes vexillifer (Yangtze River dolphin)
Lineage: Eukaryota; Metazoa; Chordata; Mammalia; Artiodactyla; Lipotidae
Gene: OTULIN
Product: OTU deubiquitinase with linear linkage specificity
Exons: 7
Coding region: 1-1059 (352 amino acids)
Biological process (GO): protein linear deubiquitination; negative regulation of inflammatory response; innate immune response
Cellular component (GO): cytoplasm
Molecular function (GO): cysteine-type deubiquitinase activity
Source: RefSeq, a predicted model, not a curated record